CAUAAUGAAUAGAGUUGCGCUACUAUACUAUAUUGUGUCUCUUAUUACUUCAUGAGCCAGACUCUGAUUAGAUCAAUCAGAUGAUCUCUAUCUAGCUUUGCUUUUUGAUGAUGAAUUGUUGCACAAAAGUGUGCAAACUAUUUUUACGCAUACAACCAGCAAAACGUUACAUCAACACAAUGAUACAUCCACUAAUUGCAGUAUGCCAAAUGCGAUCAAUAGCUGACAAAGUGAAAAAUCUACAGGUUGUGAGCGAAUUAGCAGCUGAGGCCAAACGCAGAUCAGCCACAAUAGCAUUUUUUCCUGAAGCUUGCGAUUUUUUGGCAAAUAAUAAAAAGGAUAUUGUCACCAUGGCUGAACCUUUAACUGGAGUGAUAGUGACGUCUUAUAAAGAGAUCGCUAUUAAGAAUAAUAUCUGGUUAUCCUUAGGUGGAAUUCACGAAGCUUCAGACAAUAUGGAAAAGAUUUACAAUACGCAUAUAUUGAUAAAUAAUGAAGGAGAACUGGUUGCUGUAUAUAGAAAAUUACACUUGUUUGAUAUGGAUAAUAAGGAUACUGGAGUACGUCUGAUGGAAUCGGACUAUGUGCUUAAAGGAAUUGAAAUUGUGCCACCUGUGCUUACACCGGUCGGCAAGCUCGCGCUUAGCAUUUGUUAUGACAUACGGUUUCCCGAGUUAUCGAUAAUAUUGCGGAAUAUGGGAGCGCAGAUUCUUACAUAUCCAUCAGCAUUCACAUAUGAAACUGGCGCUGCACACUGGGAGGUGAUGCUGCGAGCACGAGCAAUAGAAAAUCAGUGUUAUGUCAUAGCUGCAGCGCAAACUGGCACGCACAACAAAAAAAGAAUGAGCUGGGGUCAUGCCAUGAUUGUAGAUCCUUGGGGUACUAUUAUAGCACAAUGUGCGGAUAAAAUGGGUAUAGCUAUGGCAGAAAUUGAUCUUGCACUAUUGGAAAAAAUUAGGAAAAAUAUGCCGUGCGAACAACACCGCCGUAAUGAUUUAUACUCAAGAAUGGAAUGUCAAUAGUCUACUUAAUACGGUUAAAAAUUAAUUAGCAUGUAAGGCAGGGCUCACACUACAUUGCCUUACUGAUGAGUUUAGUAGUGAGGAUGAGUUUAGUACUGAGACGAAACGCUGCGGCCAACUAAAAAGCUUCGAGUCAGGCUUCCUUGGACACGAAUAUCAUUUCCAUACAAACAUCCACAACACAAUAAAAACUCUUGCAAAACAUAUUAAAUAUGUUUCAGCAUACUUACAAUCGAUAAAACUGCUUAUAAAAUAUAUUAAAAAGUCUUUUGUUUUAUUAAUAAGUAAUUAUAUAUCUAGGAAACAAUCUCGCACACUUGGGUGUGCG
Messenger RNA from Atta colombica, 1350 nucleotides. RefSeq names its product nitrilase and fragile histidine triad fusion protein NitFhit (gene NitFhit). Lineage: Eukaryota; Metazoa; Arthropoda; Insecta; Hymenoptera; Formicidae. Gene Ontology annotation, biological process: nucleobase-containing compound metabolic process. The coding region runs from base 108 to 1022 and encodes 304 amino acids. The transcript is spliced from 7 exons. The record is from RefSeq and is a predicted model, not a curated record. Gene Ontology annotation, molecular function: bis(5'-adenosyl)-triphosphatase activity; hydrolase activity, acting on carbon-nitrogen (but not peptide) bonds, in linear amides.